Suillus plorans is the source of this 1097-nucleotide messenger RNA. RefSeq lists its product as uncharacterized. Gene Ontology annotation, biological process: carbohydrate metabolic process. NCBI's taxonomy places the organism in Eukaryota, Fungi, Basidiomycota, Agaricomycetes, Boletales, Suillaceae. Bases 199 to 987 code for a protein of 262 amino acids. The transcript is spliced from 2 exons. The record is from RefSeq and is a predicted model, not a curated record. Gene Ontology annotation, molecular function: hydrolase activity, hydrolyzing O-glycosyl compounds; carbohydrate binding. Gene Ontology annotation, cellular component: extracellular region.
UCCGAUUAGGGGUAACCAAUUCAUUCAACGUCAACUGAAUUGCCUUCGGGCUCCACCAGAGUUCCGCCAAGGCACUAGGAUGACGUCCUCAAAUUCAUCGCUGGAAAGUAUAAAAGGACCACAGAUUUUCCAAAUAUCCUCAAUCAACUCAACUCAUCAACUCACAAUCAACUCACUCUCAAUUCUUAUCAAUUCAUCAUGUUCUCCAAAUUCAUUAGUGUCGCAUUCGUCCUCGCUGCAACUUUGGCACCCACCAGCGCCGUGGUCUUCCCAAGGGGCAACAAUGUUCGUGAUCCUCAGGCUGGUACUCUAACUCCCACUGUCACGCCUACCAUCACGCCCACCACUAUGUCCACGCCCACCACUACGUCGUGGUCUUCCACCACGCCUACCACAUCCUCCAAGCCUAUCACCUCCUCCACGCCGACCAACUCUUCCACGCCGACCACCUCCUCCACGCCUACCACCUCCAGUACACCUACUUCCUCACCUACGACUUCUACCACACCUCCGCCCUCUAUCACUUUUACGCAUCCCACUACUAUUCCGUCCUCUAUCCCUAUCCCGCCUACUACCUUGCCAACGCCCUCGACGUCUGUGAUACCUUCUGGUCAGCCCAACAAGGCCCCCUCUCCAUCCGUGCCGUCAGCGUCGUGUAAUGGUGUCCAGCCAUGGCAGGUUAAUCUCGCAUAUAGUGCAGGCGCUCAGGUGAUCUUCAACAACCAAUUGUGGACCGCCAAUCAGUGGAGUUAUAACAACAACCCCGAGUCCGCCGCCGCCGAGUGGACUCUCAACGGGAUUUGCAACCAACCGAUCAGCAACAAAGUUGAUUGCACCGGAAUCCCUGGUUGGAACAAGUCCACCGCCUACAAUGGGGGUUCAAAAGUAACCUUCAAUGGUCAACUCUGGAUUUCCACGCAGUGGACCGAGAGUAACAGCCCUGGCGAUGCUUCCGGAACUUGGAAGGAUUUGGGUGCUUGCAACUAAUUCAAUAGUUUGGGCUUUUUAGAUUCGUAGCAGUUCGCAUCAUGGACAAUUCUUUAUUAGCAUUAUCUUGCUAUGGACAUUAUCAUGGACUUAUUAGAUUUUUUGUUUCU